Molecule: messenger RNA, 2517 nt
Organism: Mugil cephalus (flathead mullet)
Lineage: Eukaryota; Metazoa; Chordata; Actinopteri; Mugiliformes; Mugilidae
Gene: lmx1bb
Product: LIM homeobox transcription factor 1, beta b
Exons: 9
Coding region: 313-1443 (376 amino acids)
Biological process (GO): regulation of transcription by RNA polymerase II; neuron differentiation
Cellular component (GO): nucleus
Molecular function (GO): DNA-binding transcription factor activity, RNA polymerase II-specific; RNA polymerase II transcription regulatory region sequence-specific DNA binding
Source: RefSeq, a predicted model, not a curated record
UGGGAGGAUCCACUCGCUUCAAUCUCGAUCUCAGACUUUUGCAGCGACAGGAGCACAACCAACCAACCGUCUCUGUUACUUCCAAAGAGUUACCGCCGGGACGUCUACAAACGCGCUCUUCUAUCUUUGGAUUUGUUGACAACUUUUACUUCUGUUUCCUCUUCCUUGGCGAGGCCGAAGACAUAUUCCCCCCCAUCUUUCUUCCCGUCGGCUUGGGGACGAGAAGAUAAAGCCUCCCUCGCUCCUCUAAUCAUAACAGGUCUGGUGUCACUGGAGCGCCUCUCCGCGGGAGAACAGCUCGAGACUUGCAUCAUGCUGGACGGCAUAAAAAUUGAAGAUCAUCCCCUGCGAUCGGGACAAGCCACGCUCGGAGUCAUGCUCGGCUCUGAGUGUCACCACAGAUCCGUGUGUGAGGGAUGCCAGCGUCCCAUCUCCGACCGCUUCUUGAUGCGCGUCAACGAUUCCUCAUGGCACGAGGAGUGUUUGCAGUGCACCGUGUGUCAACAACCUCUCACCACCAGCUGUUACUUCAGAGAAAGGAAACUUUACUGCAAACACGACUACCAACAGUUGUUUGCAACCAAGUGCAGCGGCUGCAUGGAGAAAAUCGCCCCCACGGAGUUCGUGAUGCGCGCCCUGGAGUGCGUCUACCACCUCAACUGCUUCUGCUGCUGCGUGUGCGACCGCCAGCUGAGGAAGGGCGACGAGUUUGUCCUGAAGGAGGGCCAGCUGCUCUGCAAGAUUGACUACGAGCGGGAGAAGGACUUACUCAGCUCGGUCAGCCCCGAUGACUCAGACUCAGAGAAAAGUGACGACGAGGAGCUGGACAUCAAGCCAGAGAAAGGCAUAGGGAGCCAGGGGAAGGGGGACGACGGGAAAGAUCCGAGGAGGCCCAAAAGACCACGGACCAUCCUGACCACUCAGCAGAGACGGGCCUUCAAGGCCUCCUUUGAGGUGUCCUCAAAGCCCUGCAGAAAGGUGAGGGAGACGCUGGCCGCAGAGACGGGGCUGUCUGUUCGGGUGGUCCAGGUUUGGUUUCAGAACCAGAGAGCUAAGAUGAAGAAGUUGGCAAGAAGACAGCAGCAACAACAAGAACAACAGAAUUCUCAGAGACUUGGCCAAGAGGUGAUGUCUAAUCGGAUGGAGGGGAUGAUGAACUCCUUCACACCACUGGCUCCGCCACAGCAGCAGCUGGUCGCCAUGGAUCAGAAUGGUUACAGCACAGACCCGUUCCAACAGGGGCUCACCCCCCCACAGAUGCCCGGGGACCAUAUGAACCCAUAUGGUAAUGAUUCCGCAUUCCAUGACAUAGACAGCGACACGUCUCUAACCAGCCUCAGCGACUGCUUCAUGGCCUCCUCGGAAGUCAACUCCAUGCAGGCCCGCGUGGGGAACCCCAUCGACCGCCUCUACUCCAUGCAGAACUCUUAUUUUGCGUCAUGAAAAGAGAGGAACCGGGGGAAAGGAAAAAAAAAGGAAAAACAUCAGCACAGAAUAAACUGCCCAUCUCAACCGAAAGCACGGCGGCCAGGAGUUUCUACACGAACGCGGACGCGACAGAAGAAGCGCCUCCAUUGCAGUAGCUCCUGGUUGUGUGCGGAAGCUCACUCAAUAGUAAAACCACUUGUUGUAGGACAGUGAAGAUUCCUGGGGAAAAAAAAAAAGACUUAAAUAUUGUUAGAGAUUAUUUGGUAGGAUUGCUUAUUUGUCACAAGAGAUAUUACUCUUUUGUUUGUUCACACAAAACAAGUAGAUAUCGAUGCCACUGAUUACACACUUUAAAACCAAAUAACACCGUGAAUUUAUACAGUGCAUGAUCAGUUGUAAACUAAAACCUAUUUUUUUUUUUUUUGUAAGCCCCUCAUGGUUAAGAUGUGGUGUUUGGACUGUUUCUUCAUCACACUACAUGGAUUUCCAUGUCCUCCGUUAGCAUUUUGAUCACUUUCCAUAGGUUUAGAUAUCGUGUUAAUAGUAAAUAGGUGCAGCAUGUCUGCAAGAGUGACUGUACAUUUGUGUAUGUAUGAGAGUUUGUGAAAACACAGAAUUGUUUAGAGGAGAUCGAAAAGUGGAGAAUUUGUUCGACAGGUAGGAUCAGUGAAGUGUAAAUACUUUCCCCAGGCAAAUUGGAUGUGCAUGUUAAAAAUGGAAAGCAUUCUAUUUAUUUAACUAUAACAGGCUCUUGAAGGUACAUAUUAAAACUGAAAAGCUUUAUUUAAAAAGGAGAGCAUUUUUUUUUGUUGAGCAAUUAGUGAGUUCAUGAGUGUCACAACUCAUCUGUAUACCUUUUUUUUAAAAAAAAAUAUGAAGAUUAACCCUUUUGUUUUGCUGUUUCCUUCAGCCAAGCUGUAAAUGAGCAAAGUUGCUAUUUAUUUCGUACAGACCAUAAGCCUUUUGUUGUCAUUGUCCUAUGUGCAUUCUCAAAAUGUUAAAGUUGCUAAUUGACCAAAGUUGACUGGUUUGAUGAAUAAACAGUGUCUUUCUCCUGAUAACAUUAAAUAAAUAGCAUCAGUGACCGUU